AAAGUAGGUGUGUUUGUUUUCAAAGUUAAGAGUGGGUAUUUUUUUGCUGUUGUUGUUGUUCUUGUUGCAGGUCAACCACCAACUGGAUUGCUUCUUAGCUGUGCAUUUUGCUAACUGUUUUAGCUUUGUUUGGUGAUCAAAACCUUAAGAGUUACCAAAAUUAACUGCAAGCAAUCGAGCAAUGGAGAUUUAUGGAAAAUCCAUGGUGUCAGGUCAUGCCAAUGUUAUUUUUCUGUCCGUUAUUCUCGGCCGUGAUGGGCCAGUUUCUGUCCACAAAUGCGAUUGGAAAUGUCAAAACGAACAUGUUUGUGGAAACAUGUAUCGCUGCAAACUAACUGGACUCACUCACAUCUGCGACAAGAACUGUAACCAGAGAAUUUUGUAUGAUAACCAUAGUUCCCUUUGCCGAGCUAGCGGUCAGAUUUUUCCCCUUUCUCCAGCUGAGGAGCAGGCUGUGAGAGGAGUCCGAAGGAAGAUCGAUGCUGACAAUUCUCCCACAGAAAACUGUUCAUUUAAGCGCAGGCGAGAUGCACAGUUUCAUCCUUCUCCUUUUGAGAGAUCUUUUUCUGCUGUCAGUCCAAUCUGCAGCCAAGUUGGGGAUGGCAUGGAUAUGAGCUAGAUAUAUCUAUUAUUUAACUGAAAUGACCAUCUUCCUUUUACUCUUAAUGUUCCUUUGCAAUUUUUCCUCUUCUUUUGUCUUCUUUUCAUGGAAAAAAAUGGACAAGUGAACUUAAUGUGGACACUCUAAUGGUGGACCUGAUGAGUCCUCCUGUCUGUAGGAACAAUAUAUUUCUUAUCAUAAUGUUAUGUAGCUCUUACUUUAGCAUAGCAUGACUUUGGUAGGAACAUUGAACAGGCUCCAUUUGCUUUUGUAACUUGAACUCAACUUAGUUUGAUUCUAGCAUAUUACUCAAUUCUGAACUUUAAUUACAACAGGGUGUUUUCAGGUCUUCUGUAAGACAUGAAUGCUGUGCAGUUAUAGUAUUUAUAUUUUGGGCCUGCUACUUCUUUCCUUUAGAUGUUUUCUUUUUCUAGUUCACUGUGGUUUGCUAGACAUGCUUCUAUAAUGCAGAUUUUGUUUAUCAGUAAAUGGUCCUGUCGGUAUAUUUUUGGUGUACUUACUGGCAUUCUGUUCCUUGCUUACUAAUGUAUUUAACUUUAUCACUCUGCAUUCAUGUGUUUGCCUUUAUACAUUAAUUCUCUGUGCUUUUUCAACAUUCUUUUAAUUCGAUGGCUGGUUAUGGCAUUGAUGACUAUUUGGCACAGGAUUUUGAAGUUGUUCAAAUUGGGGGGGACCUUUUCCAUUGUUAUCUGGUAGAAACUGAGCUUCUUUCUUUGCUUUGUGAUGUCCAGUUUGUUGCAGGUUGAAGAUUAACAAUGUGGCUAUUCAUUGCUUUUAUUUGGUUGUUGUUUGCUCUUCUUCUUUUUUUCUGUGUCUACUCUCCUGAAAUGAGUUUUAUUUUUGCAGGGUUGAAGUGUAUGUGAUUAAAGAGGGUUUAGAUAUGCUUUGUGCAAUGAUGAACUAAUAUUUAUGUUUUAAUGUAUCUGAAAUGGAGUUUGUCUAUCCUUCUCAUGUUGGUUAUUCUUUUUUCUUGCAGUGGAGAAUGUUGCAGCUUGCUGUUGAUGGAUUGAGAAUGGUGCAGUACGUGCUAUUCAUCACUGUAUCACGUCAGAGGUGUUUAAAGGUCCAAUUCCUGGUUUUCUAAAUGAUCUUUGGCAGGAGAUAAAUGUUAAUUUAAGAGAUCUUUAGGUUGUACUAUGGCAAUCUCAACGAAGUUCUCUUUUAUGUCUAGAACCUUAAAAGCAGACAAGCUAUUUUGGGAAGUGCUGACUUUACACAGGUUUCAGGAAUCUAUUUGAGAAUAAAAGUCCACAGGGACAAUAUGCUCCAAUGCACCAGUAUUCUUUGCAAAGCUGGUUUUGUAAGCCACCAAAUUGGUAGAGGCUCAUGGGCUUAUAUUAAAUUGCUGGUCUGAGAUCUACUAUUGAUUGGUAAAGGCUCGAAUAUACCACAUAUUUUCCUGGAGCUGAUCUUAUGUUUUAUGUUCGUGCUCUCCUUUCCAUUCAAUUUAUGUUUUAGAUCCACAUUGAUGAUACUAUGGAGUUCCAAUGGAAGGCUAUUUGGAGCACCUAAAUUUUAAACGACAUAAUUUGUAAAUGAGCACUCACUUGUAAAGAACAUAGUUUGUUAUGUUAGCCAUUAGCACUUGUAACAGCUGACUUUCAUGUUCAAAUACGAUUUUUUACUGGAAUUGGCUCAUUUGAGUUGGA
Molecule: messenger RNA, 2271 nt
Organism: Ricinus communis (castor bean)
Lineage: Eukaryota; Viridiplantae; Streptophyta; Magnoliopsida; Malpighiales; Euphorbiaceae
Exons: 3
Coding region: 182-619 (145 amino acids)
Source: RefSeq, a predicted model, not a curated record